Messenger RNA from Colossoma macropomum (tambaqui), 2365 nucleotides. RefSeq names its product GTPase IMAP family member 4-like. The transcript is spliced from 3 exons. The coding region runs from base 183 to 1178 and encodes 331 amino acids. Lineage: Eukaryota; Metazoa; Chordata; Actinopteri; Characiformes; Serrasalmidae. The record is from RefSeq and is a predicted model, not a curated record. Gene Ontology annotation, molecular function: GTP binding.
GUGGGGACUUUGAAAGAGGAACGCUUGGUUAUGCUGUUAAUGUAUUAACAUCAGGUAUGUUGUUAAUGUGUUACCUUCUGCAUUCCAUUUCAUUCAAGGGCACAACAAAAUUUCAUAGAACGCUGGUGAGGGAACCAACAACAGCUUUGCAGAAAUCAAGCUGAAAAAAUGUUGUAACAGUAAUGGCAACUUCAAGAGACGAUAAUCAAGCAGCAGGAACAUCGGGUGAUCACGACAGAGCAUCUACAAGAAGACAGAGCAAAGAUCGACCGCCAACAUUGGAGGACCUAAGGGUUGUGCUUGUCGGCAAGACUGGAGCAGGAAAGAGCGCCUCAGGAAAUACCAUUCUUGGCAGGCCAGAGUUCAAAGUUGACUUUGCUGCCCAGUCAGUGACCAAAGAGUGCCAAAAGAGCAGUGAGAUGAAAACCAGGAUCACAGUCAUUGACACACCUGGCCUUUUUGACACAGUGCUCUCAGAGUCUUCUCUGAUGAACAGGCUGGUGGAGUGCAUCACUUUCUCCUCUCCAGGCCCUCACGCCUUCCUCCUCGUUAUUCCAUUGGGCCGCUUCACCAUGGAGGAGAAGCAAGCCGUAGAACGGAUCCAGAGCAUCUUUGGAGAACGAGCAUCCAAACACACAAUGGUCCUCUUCACUCAUGGAGACAAGCUGAAGGAUGAGCGCAUUGAAGAGUUCAUCAGAAAGGCUGGCCAGGAUCUCCAGGGGCUCCUCAAAGUGUGCAAGAACCGCUACCACGUCUUCAGCAAUGUGAGCCAUGACCGACAGCAGGUGGUGGAACUGCUUAUUAAGAUAAAGGAGAUGACUGAGGAGAAUGGAGGCACAUUCUACACAAACAAGAUGUAUCAGCAGGUAGAGAGCGCCAUCCGAAGGAAAGAGGAUGAACUACGGCAGAAGUUUGAGAAAGAAUUGCGGGACAAAGAAGGUAUGGAGACACGGCUGUGGGAUAUGAUGGUGGAACUGAAACAAAAAGACUGUGAUCUGAGAGAAAAAGAGGAGAAGAUCCAAAGUCUGCAGAAUCAGUAUGAACAAGUUAAAGCUGACAAAGCCAAACUGGAAAAGAGAGCUUUAGUGCUGAGAGAUAAAGCAGAGAGAAAAAGCAAAGUGGCAGACAUUAUCAGACCCUUUUCCCACAAGUCCUUCUGCAAAUGUGCAACACAGUAAUGACAGAUUCAGUUUAGGGAGAGCCUGGUCCCUUUCUGGUCCUCCCACUGUAAGGAAGGAUAGACAUCAGAACACCUCUUUCUGUUUGCAUUUGAAACAGAGGUCAUCACUAAAUGGAGAUAAUGAACAUUACAGGUUAUAAAACGUGUCAUCUCCAUUGACAAUUGUCAACGUUCCAAAUGAUAAAUUGACAGUAGAAGACAGUCUCUGUGUCUCGAAACCAGUACUUCUGAAGCGUAUUAGCCAUUUUUAGUGCAAGUAGUAUGUUCAAACUGGAAAAUGAAGAAGGUUGUAAUGUACUGUUAAUGCCUCGAUGAUGCAUUAUAACUGUUCGAAAUUUCAAAUGGGACGUCUUUGUACUUCAAUAGCUGCAAUUUUGUGCAGUCAGACUUUUGAAUUUUGCAGCUAAGGAUCUCAAAAUGAUGUAAAGAAAAUUGGGCAUGUUAUAGUCAACUUCAGUUUGCUAGCGUAAGCAAUGGGAGUACCUGAAGCAAAGAGAGUAAUCAAAGUAAUCAAACGUGUCUAGUCUUUGAAGCAGGAACACCCUUCAAUUUUGGGGAAAUAAAAGGAUGUAUGACAAAUCGAUGAAAGCUUCAGAGUGGUUUUACAUUUUUCUUAGAUAUUAGAUAUUAGCGUUACUGCUAAUAGGUUGGGGAGCUGAUCAGCUCAUUGGUAGCUCACUGACACCAUCAAUGUACAUAAGGCACUGUUACAAAGUCCAAUCUGGAAAAAAGGAUUGCUAUUUACAAAUCUGAAUGCUACACAAAAGCUCCAUAGAUGGCCAUUAAUUAUAAACUUUUUCAAAAGCAACUUCUAAUGUCUGAUCAACCUAGAAUAGAUACUUGAGUGAGAAUUUUCCUUGCUAGGAAUGAGAUAGCAACACUCAAUAUAGUGGCAGUAUCACAGAAACUCUUACCCUUUAAUAAAACAGCCAAUCGCCUUCACCUCUACAAUACUUCCUGUCUAUAUGGGACUCCUGGGACUCUUAGGCAUAUUAUGCAGGACUGCCUGAAAGUUUACACCUUUUUUGGAGGUGGUAGUUGAAUCUCUUCUUUGACUAAGACACACUUCUCCAUGGACCCUAACCUUCAUUUGCUUAAUGAUGACUCAAGAUCCUCCAUCAUGGAAAGAUCCCUGAAAAUAUGGCCGACUGGCUUAACUACAGCAAAGAAAAGGCAUCGUCCACC